Molecule: messenger RNA, 1155 nt
Organism: Fusarium mangiferae
Lineage: Eukaryota; Fungi; Ascomycota; Sordariomycetes; Hypocreales; Nectriaceae
Exons: 3
Coding region: 1-1155 (384 amino acids)
Biological process (GO): post-translational protein targeting to membrane, translocation
Cellular component (GO): endoplasmic reticulum membrane; endoplasmic reticulum
Source: RefSeq, a predicted model, not a curated record
AUGUCUGAGCAACCUCCCCAGCCAGGCCCCCAGCCUGGGCAGAUUCCCAUGCCGCAACCUGGGCAGCGACCUACACCCGAGCAGAUUCAGGCAAUGCAGCGCCAACUCGCCAUCGAUGCUGAGAAGAACGGCAUGACUGUCCCUGAAUUUAUCGAGCACAUCAAGAGACAAGCGCAAGAGCAAAUGAGAAUGCGCGCACAACAGCAACAGCAAGGUCAUGAUCACGACCACGACCACGACCACAACGGUCAUUCUCAUGAUCAUGGUCAACCUCCCCAGCAGGGUCGCGCCCAGCCUAUUACGCCGGGACCCCCAAACCCCAAGGCCAUUGCUCUUGCCUCGUUUCUUCGAGGCCAGGAUCUCAAGCCCAGGACCGUGAUUCUCAACGGCGAGCGAAAGGACAUGUUUCGAGUCAAGCGAGCCCUCCGAGCUCUUCAGUCCCCCGCAUAUGAGAAGGCCCGCAAGAAGAACCCUCUUCUCCCCGAGAUCACCGACAGAGCUUCUCUCGAGAACACAUUCAAGUUGUUGCCCCUGAGCAUGCUUGCUCUCCGAGUUUCCAAGGUCGAACCGCAGGCAGGCCCUAACGGAAAGAAGCCCAAGCGUGUCAAGGGACAGUGGACUGUCAAGAUUGAGCAGCAACAAGAGGCAAAGGAAGACAUGUACUACUGCUGGCUGUGGGAAGGUAGCCAGCUCAAGCGCAAGAUCUACGCCGGUCUCGCACUCCUUGCUAUCUUCGCUAUCGUCUUGUACCCUCUGUGGCCUCUGGUGCUGCGCCAGGGUGUCUACUACCUCAGUUGGGGACUCCUUGGACUGCUCGGACUGUUCUUCCUGAUGGCCAUCUUCCGAGUUAUCCUGUUCUGUAUCACCUACUUCACAACACCACCUGGACUAUGGCUAUUCCCCAACUUGUGGGAGGACGUUUCUUUCAUGGACAGUUUCAGACCCGUUUGGGCUUGGCACGAGACCGAGAAGAAGAAGAAAAAGAAGAAGUCUGCUGCCCCUGGUACCACCCCCAACCCCGCCUUCGCAGCCGCUACUGGUCAAGUUAACACAAGUGCGACUACAACUGGCACGGAUACUCAGGUCAAGACUGGUGGUGUGCAGCAGCGACACUACGAGGCCCCACGAGUUGAAGAGCUCGAUGACGACGAGUAG